CGUGGGCUCGGCUCAAAUGUCAAAUGGGACUAUUUCGUCAACAGAGCCGCGGCGCGAUAGUUGGACGCUGUAAAAUAAUAACAAAUAACAAUUACUGUUUAUUCCAGAUAAAUGGAUAUAAAACUGUGACUAUUGUGAGGUUAUUUGCGUCGUAAAUUAGUGACAUGUCGUGUAAGUUACGCGAAUGCAGCACAAAAACAUAGCGUAGUUUUUGUGAGUCGUUUCUUAUUGAUUUUCGGUCCUUGUCGGUUUUAUUACAAUUGCAAAGUUUACUUACGAGCCUGAAAAAACUGUAACGUCGACUGCAAAGUGUUCUUAAUAAGUUUUCAGUACUGUGAUAAGUUUUAAAUUUUAUUGUUUUGGCCGAGUCGUGUGAACAAACAAAAUGGAGAAAAUGGAAUCAGCGCUAGACGUGUUAUCCAGAGCGGCGACCAUGGUGCAGCCGUGUCCAGCCUACCCUGCCAGUGACUCUGAUGGUUUUGAAACUCCAAGCACAGCAUCAAGCGGGGAGUCUGAGGGUGACAGAACCUUGUCUCCGGAGGCGCCGCUGACGCAGCCCAAGGAGCUGACGGGGAAAUGGAGGCGGGAGAGACGGACCAGGCUGCCGGAGUACAGGCCACGCGAGAGCGGCAAGAUGGCGCUGCGGUCAGCGUCGUUCAACGAGCGGCGCGUCGCGCCGGCGGUGACGCGCGCGCCGCACUCCGACGGCGAACUGUCAGACGGGGUGGACGAGACGCCAGCUAACUUGACUACUAAUGGCAAAGCGCCUCCAGAAUACCCGGGUCCGAAGUACGAGGCGCCGAUCGACAUGCGACUGUCGAGGCCCGCGCCGCCGCCGUACAACAGACCUUCAGUGAUUAAGACGAAUGAUGCGCCACCUGGAUCAGUGUCAAUGUGCGACCCGGUCAUUGACGAACACUUCAGGCGCUCACUCGGCGACGACUACAUGAAUCUAUUCAAGAAAGACAACGCCCAGCCCGGACCCAAACCCAACACUAAAGACCGGGCCAGCAGCCCCAUACAAUUCACCAACGAGGAGCCCACCAAACCCGUCAAAAUAAUCGCCAUGGAGGUAGACGAUGCCAGCAUUUCCGUGGAUGACCAUUUCGCUAAAGCCUUGGGUGACACCUGGAAACAAAUUCAGACAUCUAGAAAGGAGACGGAGAAACCCACGUCUAGCAAAGGAGUAGAUGACCACUUCAGCAAGGCUCUAGGAGAUACUUGGAAGAAGAUACAAUCGGCUAAAUUAGAGGAAAAGAAAGAUCAAAAAAUAAUCACCAGGAGCGGUGUAGUGAUAUAGAUUUAUGGCAUCGUAAAUUCUCUUGAUAUCGUAAACGCGGUUCGACCGCUUCGACGGCUUCGUCUUUUUAUGAUGUUCAUAAAUUGGCACAAAUAUUUAGCGCGAAAUUGCGAUGGAAGGCGGGGCCGUCCUUAAUUGUAUGGAACAAUAACGAUGGAAGAUAUUUGUAGAGAAUUAGGGAAUGAAAAUAAACAUUCAUUACUAACUUAUUAAUACAGAUAUUAGGCGGCGUUAAACUGUACAAGGUUGCUUGUCUAUGUCUGGCACAUUGGCAAAAUCACAAUGACGGUCAAAGACAACAGACUAAAUAUUUAUUAGUAAGAAGGGUAACAUAAUUUACGUGACAUUGUUAUUACAUAUUCUACUACAUUGUGAAUUUCAAUACCAAUAUUUUGUCAUGUUAGAACCAUAAUUUAAGAAGUGAAUUUUAAUUUAUUUGUGCACACACACAUUAUUUUGUAUCUGUUGCCGUCUGCGUCUGUAAUGGGCCAACUCCAUGACAGUGUUACCUAAGACUCUAUUCACACUAUAGUCAUUUAGUCACCAUACACAAGUCAUACCUCAAUAUAAGCGCUUUGCAUGAUUCAUUAGUUGUAAAUAGUUUAUAAUACUUCGAAUAUAUUAGAGUUUCCUCUAUGUUCCUUUAUAUGUACGUUAAGUCUAGUUUAAGUUAUGUACAGAUGUAUUAUAUACAUGUGUGAUUCCUUAAGGUUAUAUGGUUGUAUAUAAGUAUGCUUAACUUAUUAUGUGGUUUUUGCAGAAGCAAAAUGUUUAGAUUAGUUUUAAGUACUUAUUGAAGAUGGUUAUAGAGAGUAGAUGUAAUAUUUCAGUCUUAAAAAGGUCAAAAUGUAUAAGUAUGUCGAUUGUAAGUUACAACACAGAUUUGAUAAGUCUAGAAAACGAUGACAGCAAAAUGGUAUUCCCAAUAAUUUCUAGCCAGCGUCAGCCGCGUCUAGAUUGGCCUAAAAUCCAAAAAAAUCGUCUUAUAU
Molecule: messenger RNA, 2289 nt
Organism: Aricia agestis (brown argus)
Lineage: Eukaryota; Metazoa; Arthropoda; Insecta; Lepidoptera; Lycaenidae
Gene: Tgi
Product: transcription cofactor vestigial-like protein 4
Exons: 6
Coding region: 386-1300 (304 amino acids)
Biological process (GO): negative regulation of DNA-templated transcription
Molecular function (GO): transcription coactivator binding
Source: RefSeq, a predicted model, not a curated record